UGAAAGACACAUGCAGGUGCCCAUUCCAACAUAGACGCGAGCACUGAUUUCAAGAAGGCCUAAAGUCUUUUCACAUAAUAAUGGACUCGAGGAUACUCCUCGUCUCCUUGGUGGUCUUAACGACCGCUUCGGCAGGUCCGAUUAACCUCGGACAGAGAACGUGUUCAAAAAGAUGUACAGGAAGCGAAAAAUUCAAAUAUACACCCGGCACAACGUACAGAUACGAAUAUGAUGGUAGUGUGACGACAAAAAUAAAUGGAGCCAUGGGAGAGGGCUCCGGACUGCACCUGACGGCGGCGGCUGAUAUAGAGGUCUUAGACAAGUGCAACCUUGUCCUGAAGCUCCGUAACGUCCGCCUUGAAGAUUUAAAAAAGACCCCCAUUGCUGGAAGCACCCGAUUUGGACGAUCUCUGGAGGAGAAGCCUCUGCACUUCUCAUUCCAAGAUGGCCGCAUCGAGGAGCUCUGUACCGUGGAUGACCAAAAAUGGGUAUUGAACAUCAAGCGUGGUGUGCUGUCCGCCUUCCAGAACAGCAUGGAGGACCUCAAGACUGAUACCGUCACAAAAGAGAUCGAUGUCGCCGGUGAAUGCGAUGCUGAAUACAAACUUGGCGAGUCCGGUUGGAGAAGCUUCAGCAUCGUAAAGAGAAAGGACCUCAUGGCUUGCACCAGCCGCCAGUCCGCCAAGACCGCCCUCCAGGCAACACCCUACAAGGUCGAGUCGGGCAUGCAGUCCCUCCCACUGACCAAGGGUACCCACGUGUGCCAACAUGACAUCCACAACAACGGUUACCUGUUGAAAUCCGACUGUCAGGAAGAACACAUCUUCCGCCCCUUCUCGAAGGAAUCCAAUGGUGCUACCACCAGCGCCAGCCACCGCUUGGAGUUCGUUGGAGAGGCAGCAGGAGUUUCGUCUUCAUUCAGUGGUGAAUACCGCCGCACCAACCUUCUCUACGAGCAUGAGCUCGAACCAGAGAAGAACAGCCGCGACAUGACCGCUGCCAUGGACAGCCUCAAGGCUAUCUGCGAAGAAAUGAAGAACGACGUGAGGCCAACCACCCCACGCCUCUUUGCCGAGCUUGUAUACAAACUGAAAGACAUGGAUGCCAGAUCCCUCAGCAAGCUUUACCGCUAUGUUAACAACAAUGGUGUCUGCAAGGACAACCAUCAAGUCGCAAAGAAAUUCUUCAUGGAUGCCAUCCCAAUGGUUGGUACCACUGCCUCGGUCUCCCUCAUCGGUGACUUGGUUAGCCAGCGUACCAUCAAGGGCUCCGAGGCCGAGAUGUGGCUGUCUUCCCUCGCCUUCAUCCAGCAGCCAAGCCCACAAAUGAUGUCUUCUGUCAAGCAACUGAUGGAAUCCGUGACCGCCACCAAGACCACCUUCCUCUCUGGUUCCGCCCUGGUCAACAGCUACUGCAAGGACAAGGUCUCAUGCAGCAGCGACCCAAUGAUCCAGGCUAUUGCCGCCACACUAGAGGGCAAGCUCAACUACAACUGCCGCCUCCGUGGCGACAAGGACAGAAGCAGAAUCAUGAUGACCUUGAAGGCACUUGGCAACAUGGGACACGCACCACGCGCUACCCAGACGAUCACCCGAUGCAUGAUGGAAAGCACCAACGCUGUUGACAUCAGGUUGGCAGCCAUUGAUGCCCUCAGGAGACAGCCAUGUGAUCCAGAUCGUGCCCGAGUCUUGACUCUCUUCUCUGACGCCAACGAAGAUUCCGAGGUCCGUAUCGCCGCCUAUCUUGCCUCCAUGCAGUGCGCAACCCCUGAGGUUGUUGAUGCUGUCACACGCAUGCUCACCAACGAGAAGGUCAACCAGGUCGGGUCAUUCGUGUGGACUCACCUCACCAACCUGAAGGAAACCACUUGCCCACUCAAACAGGAUCUCCGCAAGAUCUUAGAAAACCAGUACCUCCAGAAGGAAUUCGACUUGGACGCCAGGAAAUACUCCCGCAACCUUGAGGGUUCCUUUUACUCCGAUAUGCUUAACACUGGUGCAAAUGUCGAAGGAAACCUCAUCUGGUCCCAGAAGAGUUUCGUCCCAAGAUCCGCCAUGAUGAACCUGACUGUUGAUCUUUUUGGCCAGUCUGUCAACCUCCUUGAGGUCGGUGGUCGAGUUGAAGGUAUGGAGCGACUCCUUGAGACCUUCUUCGGACCCAACGGAUACUUCCCAGAGAGCUCCGUCGGUGACAUGCUGAAGAGAUCCAAGAGAUCCGCCUCUGAUGACAAGAUCAACCGCAUCGACCAUGAGUUUAACAAGAAGCGUAACAACGACCUGAAGGGCUCCAUGUACUUCCGAGUCUUCGGCCAUGAGCUCAACUACGUCGACUUCGCUGGUAUGUCUGGCAAAAGUGACUUCAAUGUCCUCGAAAUGUUGAUCAAGCUCGCCAGCAACCACGACAUCAACUUCAGCAAGAGUAUAAUGUUCCUUGACACCUCCGUGACCAUCCCCACCAUCCUCGGUAUGCCACUGAAGCUCGCCAUCAACGGAACCGCCACAGUCAACAUGCAGAUCAGUGGCAAGAUGGAUGUCCGACAGGCCUUCACCUCACCAAGGAGCAUGGACAUCACAGGAUCAAUCAAGCCAAGUGGCGCCGUGGCUAUCUCCAGUCUCAUGAGCGUAGAUGCUGGUGUUGCCCGCACCGGUCUCAAGAUGGUCACCACCUUGCACUCAAGCAGCGAGAUCGAUGGCUCCAUUAAGAUGGAAGAUGGACAGGUCCUUAUCACCAAGUUCAACAUGCCGCGUGAGAAGAUUGAGAUCCUCAAUGCUGAGAACAAAUUCUAUAUCGUCCAUGGAGAAAAUGAGGUCGAAGAGACCAUGCCCACAGCCAAGCGCAUCACGAAGAGCAAAUGCACAAGCAGUUUCAUGACCCAGCUUCUUGGAGUUGAACUGUGCGGAGAGAUCAGCCAUCCAGCUUUCGAAGUCAAAGAAGCCACCUUUGCUCCCCUUAUGGGACCCUCAAAGAUGUCCAUUGCUCUCAGCAAGAAGGACACCCUCACUGGUUAUGAGUUUGAAGCCCGGUUCCAAAACCAGAAGACCCGCGUGAAUGGCAGGACCACCACCAAUCACGUGGCUCGUCUUGCCUUCAACACCCCUGGCUCAAAGAUCAACCGUGAGAUGUCAGUGGACUUCCUCAUGAACAGCGGAGAGCGCAAACUGAACUUCAACCUGGUCUCACCAUGGACCAAGGUCUCAUUGAAUGGUGAAGUCAUCAAUACCGAAGAAUCCAAGCAGGCCAACCUCCGUCUUGUCCUCAACGACAAGGAUGAGUACGCCUUCCUCUCCCAGUUCAGCACCGUGUCCAAUAAUGGUCGCACAAGCUUCAGCCCCAACAUCGAGAUCAGGAUGCCCAAACGCAAACCGAUCACCGUCAGUGGCAUGCUCGACUACGUGAACGGUAGAAAGGUCGAUGUCAACCUUGUCAUGGAGAACCUUUUCCGGACUCCAGUUACAGUGAAAGGUGGAAUUGAAAAGGACGUCCGUGGCUCAAAGACCAGGUUCAGCACCAACAUGGACAUCAAGUCCCACUACCUUGACACUAAGGUCUCAGGUUACGUGGACAAUAAGCCAUCCAUGUACAAGUCCCGCAUGACCGUUGACUACAGGAUGAUGAACGCCAUCCGCCAGCGUCUCUCCCUUAACUACAAGAUCAGGAAUGUUGAAACUGUUAGCAUGAGGAAGAUCAGUGUUGAUACUGCUGUUCAGACUACCCAAUGGCCAGAAUACAACUUCGAGCUCAGUACUGACGUCCAGAAGACCAGCCGCCAUGCCGAAUCCUCCAUUUCCCUCCGAUACGGCGCAGAUGACACCAACCCUAACAAGAGAUUGGCUGCAACGGCCAUCGUAAACUACGACAUCAACGGAGAUAAGGUGAAGGCUGAUGGAAGUGCCAAGCUGAACUUCCCUGCCAAGAACAUCGACUUCAACAUGAAGGUCAACCACAAUCACGACCCCAAGGGCAUCCAGUCCAAGGCUAUUAUCGAGUACCAGACUGGCAAGAAGGUCAACUUCGAGAUGAACCUGAGAGAUCUGAGCACCAAGCUGAUGAAGAUGUCUGGUGACUUCACCCUCGAACUCCCAUCACGUGUUUUGGGUAUGUCCCACCAGAUUGAGGAGCGGGAGCCACGUGAGUACCACCACAAUAUGUUCUUACAGUGGCAGAGGGGCAAGCAGCUCCAGACCACCAGCAUGUACAAGAUGGAAGACUUGACCCACACCAUUACCAGCAACAUCCAGCUCCCAGAAAGGCGACCAAUCAACAUCAAUGCCUACACCACCCUUGACCCCAAGAACUUUGCCGGGUCUGUCCAGGUUGAUUAUGAGAGGAAGAUUUACGGUUUAGACUUUGGAUACACUUUCAACCAGGCUGUUGAACAGCUGUUGGUCGAGGGCCGCUUUGAUGCAAGACACCCAGCAAGAAGAGUGACUGGGUCUGGUUCAAUCAAGCGCACUGCUGAUGAGUACAGCACAAAACUGAACGUCAAAUGGGAUGCUGACCGUGAUGAGACCAAGGCUGUUGCUGUUGAGGGAACUUACAAGCUUGAGUAUGUUUACAGAGGUAGACACCACUCUGGUAACUUCCUCCUCAGCUACCCAGGACGUCAGUCAACCAUGAACAUGGAUAUCCUCAAUGCCAAUGGAAAGUACCAAUCCACCGCUGAAGUCCAGUGGGAAACUGGCAAGAAGAUUACCCUGGCUACUGCUAUGGUCAAUGCCGAAAAUGCCUUUGAUGCCAGUAUCAAGUUCACUUCUCCAUUCCCAUAUGUCGAGACCAUCGGAGCUGGUAUCACCCACCGUCGCCAACAUAGUGAGAUCAGCACCAAUGCUCAAGUUACCUGGGCUGCUGAAAAAUCCAUAAAGAUCGAAACUGCCAUCCGACCGAGAAGUGCCAAGAACUUCGAAGCAACUGCCUCUGUCGCCACUCCCUUCACUGGUUACAGAAUGAUGACCGCUAACGCACUCUACUCCCUAGGCGACAGGAGCUUCUCAGCCGCACUCGAGGGAGCCCUUGAGGAUAGGAAAGUUGGAAUGACCAUCGCCGGAAGCAUGCGCAAUGGCGUCAAUGGUAACAUGAAGAUUGAGCUUCCAAUGAUUGCCCGGCCAAUUACUGCCAAGUUCAACCACAAGAGCUCCGGGGGACUUUACGACACCUCUGCUGAAAUGACCUGGUCCCUGAAGAAGAUAAGUGCUCUCUUGAAGGUCAAGCCAGUGAGCUGGAACGAUAUGGAGUUCACUCUCUCAGUCAACACACCAUUCCAGAAGUUCACGACAAUGACUGUCCAAGGAAUUCACAAGUUGGACAAUGAAGGUCUCAGCACCAAAGUGUUUGGCCAAUACGACUCUAAGAAGAUUGGGCUCGAGAUUGGCGGCAAGUACACUGGUACUCGCGAUAGCCAUACGAUUGAGGGAACCAUCCACCUGAACAGCCCCUUCCAGGGUUAUGAAGACAUGUCCGUCAACCUCAAGCACACCGAUGAUGGCCAUCGAUUCAGCAGUGGCGCUGAUGCUACCUGGGACGACAAAAAGAUCGGAGCUGCCCUCUACAUGACCAACUCCAUGAGUGGGUGGACUGUCCAGACCACUGGUAGACUUCAGGUCAUCACCCCAUUCAGUGGUUACGAACGCACCUUCUACAACUGGCGCCACAACAAUGACCAUCAUGAGAUCAGCUCCACACACUCAUUUACUAUCCGUGGAUUGAGAUACACCAUGUCUGUUGGCGGAAAGAACCAAGUGACCAGUUCAGGACGCAACCUUGAAGGCAAGCUGAACAUCCAGACUCCUCACGAGAGUGCCAAGAACCUAAAUGCGGAGAUGACCUUCCAGAUGACCCCUGCGACCUUUAAGAUUAACAUGCUCCUAGGCAAAGUAGAGUCAGAGAAAAUCGAGCUUGGUGUCGAGGGAAGUUAUGACUCUCGCAAGAACUUCAUGGGAAGUGCCACCCUGGAUCUGUCUGCAGUCGUUGAAAUGAUCCCAGCACCGCUGAAGGCUACUGUCAAGGGACAGAUGAGCGCCAUGCCAUACACUGGGCACGCUGAGGCUGUCUGGGCUAAGGAGAAGAUUGCUGUUGAUUUCUCUGUGAGUCCAAUCAGCUGGAAAUAUUUUGAGGGAAGCAUGAGCAUGAAGACUCCAUUCUUCUUCGCCAAAACUGUUGGCAUGAAGGUAACCAGCACUGUAACUGACAAUGAGCUGACCACAAUUGUCACCACCCAAUAUAAUGAGAACAAAGCCGAGCUCCACGUUCGCGGCAGCAACAAAGGAAACGACAACAUGAUCAAUCUUUCUGGGGACAUCAAGGUCGUCAACCCACUCACCAGCGAUAUCGCAGUCGGCAUGAAGUUCAUGAAGCAGACAAAGAAGAUUGCAACCACCAUCUCUGGCAGCUACGGCACCUACAAGACUGAAGCUGGGUUCGACGCUCAGUAUGACAUGAGCAGUGGCUUCAGAACUAAGGGAAAUGCUGCUCUUGUUCUCCCAGUCUAUGGCCAAGUAAAGAUGGGAUACACGUGGGACCUCAACACAGACCUGAAGACAAUCUUAAACAGCCAGAACACAUUCGCUCUGAAUGAAAUGACCUUCGUUGCCAACGCUGACUUAGCUGUCGCCACCGGAACCUAUGGCUCUUCGUCCAAGGCGCAUGUUACCAUUGAGACUCCUCUUGCCAUAGCUCGUGUGAUGAAGAUUGACCUCGAUCAUUCCAAGCGUGGAAACAGCUGGACUGGCAACAUGAGGUUCUCCAGGAACAGGCGCCAGACUGCUGCCUUUAACAUGGAGAUGAUCAUGGACACUAUCUACAAUGCCGAAGGAACUGGUAAACUCACCAUCAACGACAUGGAGCCCAUCUCCUUCAGUGUGAAAUCUGAUGUAGAGAAGUCACCUUACAGUGGUAGUGUUGAGCUUAGGUGGGGAAGAGAAAAGAUGAUCGGUGUCUCAGGUACAGUUGCGACCAGUGCUAAUGCCAUUGAUACAUCUGUUUCCCUUACUACUCCAUUUGAGUAUUUCAAAAAGAUUGCAAUGAAGGUCAACCACAUGACCGAGGGCAAUGCCGUCAUUACUGCUGCUACAGUUGAGUUCCAACCAGACAAGGUAAUCUCUCUCUCCACCAAGUUUGACAACAGCAAGAAGCUAACUGGCACCAUUGCUCUUACCACACCCAUCAUUUAUCUGGAGAAACUCUACGUGUCCUAUGAACAUGAGGGAUCUAUGGAGAACUUCAAUCACCACCAUGAAAUCAAAUACCAGGGCGUUUAUACGAACAUGGCCAUGACCAACACACUGGACUACAAUGGUCCCCAGCAUAUCACUGGGAAUACACAUUUCCGCAGUCCAUUCUGGAUGUUGCAAGACGUGAAAGCAAAUUUCGUCCACAGGGAAGAGAGGAACGCGUAUACCACUACUGUUGACAUCGAGCUUGAAGAGGGAAAGAAGAUUGAAAUAAGCAGCAUCUUGGAGAAAUCCGAUAGCCCCAAAUACACUCUGACUGUCAGGUCACCAUACGAAUAUCUCAGAUCCAUGAAGGUCAACUUCGAACACCGAGGUCAGUUCCCAUACACUACCACCACUGGUACCUUUGAAAUGCAGAAUCGAUUCGUACGUGCCUCUAUCACCGGUGAUGUGAAGAUCCAAGGACUUGACUCAAUCACAGCCAACCUUCGUCUGAUUACACCUAUCAAGUACUACGAGCACAUGUUCGUAAGUCUUACCCACGGAAAGGUUCGGGGUGAAUGGCGAACUAGCCUUGAAGGCCAGACUGACAUGAAGAAGAGAAUGAACAUCAAGACCACCUUCAGUAUGGAGAACAACGUAGAAGGAAGCGUCACUUUCACCUGUCCCUACCUUGGAAUGGACAAGCUCGCUGUCAGCUUUGAGCAUGAAGGAUCCAUGACUCAUUUCACCUUGAAGCCUAAGUUCGAGAUGAAAUGGCAGGGUGAGAAGACCGAAUUGGAUGGAGAGCUCAAGGUCAAUGGCAUCAAUGACAUCAAGAUCACUGUCAAUGGUGAUACGCCCAUCUCUGGACACCAGACUGUUUCCAUUGCUGCCCAACAUAGCACAGAUGGCCCAGUCAGGACCAUGACUGCAACUAUGGAAACGCCAUAUGGUAAAUCUGAAUUCACCAAGAAGAUCACCAUUGACCCUACAUACAAGGUUGAGAUUGAGGUCAAGACGCCAUACAACUUCCUCCAGAGCCUGACUCUCUACAUGGAACACGUGGGAGAGAACAUUGACAACUUCCGCAACAAGUUCGAGUUCAGCUACAUCAACAUGUUGACCCGUGUCAUGCUGACCAAUGACUGGACUGUCAGUGGCCUUAACUUGAUCGAUGGCAGAUUCCAUUUGACUAGCCCCAUCAAGCACAUUGAGGUUGUAAAUGCUGCAUUCACAAACAAACGAGAAGAUGGCAAGUUCACCACUGUUGUAGAUGUCGAAUAUGCCCCAGGAAGGCAGAUCCUCCUCAAGUCCACCCUGGAUAUUGCCAUGAAGACCCUUGACAUGACCCUGAAGACUCCCUUCCAGCAAGUCGAAGAUAUGGCCCUCAGGAUCCAGCACGAUGGCAGCAUGAAGACCUUCACAAACAAAGUCUUUAUCACCUUGAACAGGGACCAGGUCAUCAACAGCAACAUCUGGAUGAACGGUCUCUCAGCGAUCCGUGGAAAGACUGAGGUCCUCAGCAACGUCUUCACCAUUGCUCACCGUUUCACCCCAGACAUGAUCGAUACCAAGAUGACCCUGAAGGAUAUCGCUGAAUUUGUCCUCAACUAUGAAUCAGCCCAUGAUAGUUACAACGGCCAAGUUUCUCUCAGUAUCCAACCGUCAGCAACAAUCGACACUACCUUGUUGAAGUCAGUUGAGGCUUCAUUCCAGCAUUCCAUUGCCCAUGGCACAGAAACAAUUGCCCAUGUUGCCUAUGAUGGUUACAUGGGGCAGAGCCGUGCUGAUAUGACAAUGAAGAUCAAUGGACCUGAGAUGAUCACUGGCAAUCUGCACAUUGUGAACCCAAUGAUUGACGACAUUGAAGUGAUUGUUGACCAUAGGGCCAUGCGUGAAGCAACCUACCAGAGCAGCAUCAACGUGAUCUCGGGCAACAAGAAGCUUGCUGAUCUCAAGAGCACCCUUGCCAUCACUUCUCCAUUUAGCAUUGAUAUCACCAUUGAUACACCCUUCGAUUUCCUCAGGACGAUGACUGUCAAGAUGAGCCAUGCAGGCGGGCUAUCAGGCCGGAUAUUCUACUUCACCAACACAGCAAGCAUUCUUUUUGCUACCGCCAGUGACCGUUUCACCAUGGAUAGCAACAUGCGAGUCCGAGGCCUCCAGAAUAUUGAAGGACGCAUGGACCUUAAGAGUUCUCUCUUUGAUGAUAUUGUUGUAACAGUCAAUCAUGGUACCAAGGGACAGUCCGAAAUCGGCAACGUUGCCAUUGAAUUGAGCCCAACUCAGAAGAUUGUAUUCACAUCCGAGUACAAGGAUGAGGAUGACUUAUUUGUCAAGGUCACACUCCGCACAUCAUGGGAAGUGAUGAGGGAUGUUGCUGUCGAACUGAAUGUCGCCUCAGACCUUUCUAACAACAGGAUGCUGAUCCGCCACAAUAAACUCAACGAGCCAAUCACUCUUUCCACUGAAGUUAAGAUUGGGGAUACCAUGGAAGGCAAAUUUGUCUUCACCAGUGGCUGCCCAGUCCUUAAACGUAUCGAGAUGACCGGUCAACUUAACAUUGAUGGUGACAACUAUCACACUGAAGGUACCAUGACCUGGAUGGACCAAGUCACAUCUUUCAGUGGUGACCUCUCCGUGACGAGUCUGAAUGAGAUGAGUGGUACAGUCACCUUGAAGACUCCAUUCCCACAGUUCUCCGAUAUCUUGAUCAGCUUCGAACACAAGGGUGAUAUGUCUGCCUUCACCACCAAAGCUGAUGUUGACAUCAACAACAAUGGCAAGAUCCAGAUGACCGCUGCAUGGAAAGCUGGUAACGACAUGGAAGGUACCUUCGAACUUCAGACUCCUUACAUGGAGAUUGUCAAAGUCGGAAUCAGCCACAGGAAUCCCAGCUACAGGAAGUACGAGAGUAAGAUGGACGUCACCUAUGGAACCAAGGCAGUCUCAGUUGAAAGCCUGAUGACCAUCUACAGCCUGUCAAGCUUUGAAGGUUCAAUCAUGGUCAAGAUGCCUUGCCCCAAGUACCCAUACAUCAGGACAUCAUUCUCCCACCAUGGUGACCUCAAGAACUUCCGUAACAGCAUUGCCAUGGAAACCGCUAGUGGUGCCAUCCGCGCCAGCAGCGACUUCCGUUUGGAUGAAGCCAUUUCUGCCAACUUGAAAAUCGAGACUCCAUGGGCUCCUCUUGCCAAGGUUACCGUUGGAAUAAAGCACACUGGUGGACUUUCCAAAUGCCAGACAACCCUUAAGAUCGGAACAAACUACUACGGCGAUAUGGAGAUGACCGGGCAAUGGUCCUUGUCACCAAUGGAAGCUGCCAUCAGUCUAACCCUCCCAUCCUACGAGAAGAUGUCCACUGGCUUCAAAUACCAGAAACUUAGUGACGCCAUAGAGGUUGAGCUUGAGGCCAAGUAUGGUGCCAAGUUAUUGAACUUCAGGGAGAAAUUCACUUCCAUCAGCCUGAACGACUUCAACACAGAAAUAGUUGUGAAGACUCCAUGGAAGUUCUCUGAGAUCACUUUGAAACACAAACAUUCUGGAGACAUGAAGAAGUUCACGACUUUAACCAUUCUUGAUACCAACGUAUAUGGCAAAAUUGAAUUAGAUACCAUCAUUGCGACCAGCCCAAUCGACAUCACUAUGAACUUGAGGACUCCAUGGACAGGUUUCAAGAACGUCAAUGCUAAGUUCAGCCACCAGGGUAACUUAGAUGCUUUCAACACUGCCUUGAAUGUCAAUGCUGAUGGUGAGGAGAUCGCUGUGAUUUCUGCUGAUUGGACCAUGUCUCCUAUCAAUGCCAAGAUCGUAAUCAACACCCCAUUCCAUGAGGAGGUCAAAGCUAUGAUUACCCACGAGAUCCGAACUCCAGUCUACAAGACUAAUGCCGAAUUGAGCUAUGGUACACAUGCAUCAACUUUUGGAUCCACUAUCUCCAUCCGAAGUCCAACUGAUGUGCAUGUUGAGGUAUCCUCCACCACACCUUUUGAGGCCGUCCGUGAAAGCAGGCUUGUCUACAGCCACAGUGGAAACAGUGAAGCCUUCACAGCUUCUCUGUCUGCUGAUAACAACAGAGUGCCCGUGCUGAACGUCAAUGCCGAAUGGAACGAAACAACUCGCAACAUGGAGGGAAAAUUGACCAUAAGGUAUGUUUUCGUUGAGGACUUCGUUGCCCACUUCAAGUAUGCUGAUGCACUGACAUCCACGAAGAUAAACGUAGCAUGGGAAGCAUCUGUUUCAAGUGGUGAGAAGGUCACUGGCAUCAGCGUCAACGGAGAUAUGUACGGAAUCACAAGAUGGGAAGGUGUGACCACUCUUAGGACGCCUAUCCAGGAGUACUCAAAAAUGCAGCUUACCGUCAACUAUGCUGCCGCUGACAACCACCGAAAUCUCCGCUCAGGAAUUCAGUUCGAUAGCCCCAGGACAGGGAAAUUGGCCGCGAAUGUCGAAUGGAAUUAUGGUGAAGUUACUACAGCCAGAUUUGUCAUGGAUACCCCGUACUUUGACAAGGUCACCGCAACUGUCCAGCAUGAUAUCCUUGGAACAAGAACCUAUAAGACUGAGCUCUCAGGUAGUUACGGAUCCCUUGCUUAUGAUCUCACCAGUAACAUCAAGAUGAACAACUUCGAAGACAUGUCCAUUACAGCUGACUUCAAGACUCCUAUUCCAAGCUACAACUUCGAAUUCACACACAAAGGCAACUUCGAAAAGUUCAACUGCAACAUGAUGCUUCAGUCUGAAGGUGGAGUUAUUACACAUGUGACCACUGACUUCGCCCUCAUACCAUUCAAGGCAACUGUACAAGUUGCAACCGCCUUUGAAGGAUACAGAGAUAUGCUUGGAAUCGUUACGUACGCAAGCGACAAAGCCACUCUCACCCUCCAGAAGGAAAGGGAGCAGAUCAAAGCUGUUGCAACCCGAGCGUCAGGAUCCGGAGAAAUCAAUAUCCAAACACCUUUCCCAGGAUUUGAGAAGAUGUCCGCUAAAUUGAGCAUUGACCUUUUUGCUCAUCAUUCACAUGCCAGUGUCAUGUACAUGACUGGCAAGCAGAUUGUUGCUGACCUCAAAAUCCAGGACGAAGGAGAUUUCACGCUAACUGCCUCCAUUAAAACUCCAUUUGAGGGAGCUGAGAUUACCGAAGUCGACCUCCGACUUGCUAGAACAAAGAAGAGCUUCAACACCAACAUCAAGAUCAGAUACAUGAAAGACCAAACCAUUGCAUACAACAUGAAAUUCAACAUGGGACAUAAAGUCGAGUUCACUGCCGACCUUGAGACUCCAUUUGAAGGUGCUGAGAUGUCCACCCUUGCAUUCACUCACACUGGUACCCUCCAGAACUUCAACACCAAUGCCAAAUUGACAUACAUGAGGAACAAGGUCAUUGAAGGUGAUAUUCAGUUCAACAUCGGCAAAAGGAUUGAGCUUACCGCCACCCUUAAGACUCCCUUCACCGGUGCUGAGAUGUCGGAGCUAUCUUUCACCCACGAUGGUAGCCUCAUGAACUUCAAUACCAAUGCCAAGGUCGCCUACAUGAGGAGCAAAAUCAUUGAGGCCAACGUACAUAUCACCAUGGGUAACAAGAUCGAAUUAUUAGCAACCCUGAAGACCCCCUUCGCUGACGCCGAGAUGUCUGAGCUUUCCUUCAGUCAUGAAGGUUCUCUCAAGAACUUCAAGACCAAUGCUAAAUUGACGGGCAUGAACAAGAUGAUAGAAGGUAACAUGCACUUUGCCAUGGACGACAAGAUCGAAUUGACUGCAACUCUGAGGACUCCAUUUACUGGUGCCGAAAUGACCAAGAUUACCUUCACCCAUGAAGGUGAGUUGAUGAACUUCAACACCAAUGCAAAGGUCGCAUACAUGAGGAAUCAGGUCAUUGAAGGCAGCAUUCAGUUUGCCAUGGGCAACACGAUUGAACUUCGAGCAACCUUGAGAACUCCCUUCACUGGUGCCGAAAUGUCUGAGCUUACCUUCAACUACGAGGGAUCUCUCCAGAGCUUUAACACCAAUGCCAAGCUGACCUACAUGGAUGGCCAAGUAAUUGAGGGCGACAUGCAAUUCUCCAUGGCAGGUAAGAUCGAAUUCACAGCAACCCUGAGGACUCCAUUCACUGGAGCCGAGAUGACGAAACUCGCCUUCACUCAUGAUGGUGAACUGAUGAACUUCAACACCAACGCAAAGGUCACGUACAUGAGAAGCCAAAUCAUUGAGGGCAGUAUGCAGUUCACCAUGGGUGACAAGAUCGAUUUCACAGCCAACCUGAAGACUCCAUAUUCUGGUGCAGAGAACUCCCGUCUGAUCUUCUCUCAUGAUUGUGACCUGAAGAAGUUCACCACCAUCGCUAAGCUUUAUGCCAAGAACCAAGAGUUCCUCUACGCCAUGACCUUCAGCAACGCUGACAAAGUCGAGCUCACAGCAAGCUUGAAGACUCCAUUUGAGAUUGUGGAGAAUCUUGCACUUGCAUUCAGCCACAAGGGAAGCCUGGCCGACUUUGAGACCAGCGUCAAGGCAACGUAUCUCAGGGACCAUGUCAUUGAAUACAAAAUGGAAAUGAAGAAUGGAUUUACCGCAACUCUAAAGACCCCAUUCAAGGGUGCUGAAUACACUGAGCUGACCAUGAGCCACGAGGGUGACCUCUGGAAUUUCGACACCAAGGCCAAGCUGACCUACAUGAGGAACCAAGUCAUCGAAUACAACAUGAACUUCAAGAGUGGUGAACAAUACGCAUUCACUGCUACCCUGAAGACUCCCUUCAGUGGUGCUGAAAGCUCUACGUUGACCGUGACUCACAGCGGAACUACACUUUCAAGCUUCCGUACCAAUGCGAAGUUGAACUACCAGAAGAACAAAGUUAUCCAGGCCAUUGCCCACUUCAGCAUGGACGACAACAUUGCCGUAUUCGCACAACUGCGUACACCAUUUACUGGUGCUGAGACAACCGAGUUCACGCUGACCCAUCACAAUGGAGUCUCCGCAUUCCGCACAGAAGCCAGGCUUGACUACAUGCCAUACAAACGCUUUGAGGGCAGCCUCGACUACAGCCUCUCCCGAAACGAUCUUGAGAUCACUGCUCAGCUGAAUACACCUUUCGCUAAUGCCAAACAAAAUGUUUUCACACUGAAGCACAAUGGUGGUCUUAAUAAUUUCAACACGAACGCUAAGCUGACUUACUCAGAGCAGGAAAUUGCUGCAAAGGUGAACUUCAUGAACACUAACCUCCGAGAACUCGAAGUGUCGGCUGAGCUGAUGACCCCAUUCAAGGUAGCUGAGAAGGUAUCCGCCAAGUACACUCACAAUGGGGAUGCAAGCAGAUUCGAAUGCAAUGCCGUCGUUGAGUAUAAUGAUAUGAAGCCUAUGACUGGUAACCUGAAGUUCCAACAGACUCCAUCAAUCGAGCUAACAAUCACAGUCAGCACUCCUUUUGCCAAGUACUUACCGACGUACGUGAAGUUUAACCACAAUGGUGUCAGGAACCAAUUCCAACAGUCCUUUGUGUUUGGUAUUAACUCGAAGGAUGUGUGGAGCUACAAGGUAGAAUUCUCAAACGAAGGCCUUUCUAAGAUUGCCCUGAACUUAGAAUACGUAUUUCCAUUCUUUUAUGGAACUCUCAAAACGGCUGUGAAGGCAAACCACAACAACGACGGCAAAAGCAUCAGAAGCAACAUCGAUCUCCUCUGCGAAGAUCGUGAAUUCGCUAAUGCUGAGUUUGUGUAUGAAGGUCACAGCCUCAACCUCAAGGCUAACUUUGCAAAGGAGAGCAUUGCAUUAAACCACGAAGGUGACCUGAGAAGAUUCAGAACAACUGGUACCGCCACCUACCGACAUGAGAAGCUCACCACUGAGGCUCGCUUCAACGCCGACGAUAUGUCAGCUUCACUUUCGAUCGAAACCCCUGAUGCUACAUUGGCAGUGACUCAUGACGGCAAGCCCUUCGUGAACUCAAAGAGCGGAGCUUCACUCAGUUACAGUGGAAUGGAUUAUGUUUUCGCAACCGAAUUCAACGUAGAAACUAUGACUCUUCUGGUUAAGAUGACAGCACCAACUGGUAGCGUGGAGAUCAACCAUGCCGGCUUCCCCAGGAAGUUCACAAACAAAAUGGUCGCCAUAUGUGCUGCCACUGGAACCUACCAAGUGGAAACAAACUUCGACCUUGAAACUGCCAUGGCCUCGAUGAAGAUCUCCACCCCAGGAAUGACGAUGGCAACAACCCACAAAGGACAAGCUUCAGACUUCGUCACCAAGGUCAUUGUCAUAUGCAAGAAGACAGGAAGUUAUGCUGCUGAGGUCAACUUCAACAAGGACACGAUGGCUGCCAACCUCAACAUCAACACUCCAUAUGGUAUUGCCGUGGUUACCCACAAUGGCAGGAUCGAGAACUUCGAGACGAAAUCCACAGUCAACAUCCACAGUUAUGGUACAUACAAUGCUGAGGCCAAAUUCAACGUGAGGGAGAUGGACGGACACGUCAUUGUUGUCACACCUUACGGUAAUGCCAAGAUCGCCCAUAACGGUCCGAUCACCAAGUUCACCACAACAGCAACUGCCACCAUUCUGGACAAGGAUUACUCCUUAGAAUACAAGAGUGACAUGGGUGCCCCACUAUGGGACUUGAAGAUGAACUGCCCAUUCUUUACAUACACAGCAACCUGGACCGGUCCGGUGACCAACUUCAAGUACAACACUUUGACAAUCUAUCCCAAUGGUCUAAGGACUAUCAUGGAGACCAGCUUCAGCUUGGAGAAGAAAAUCACCGGUUCAUUCCUAUACAGGAGCCCAGUGAAGUACCUAGAGCACCUCGCUCUUUCCUUCAGUCACCACGGAGACGCCAGAUUCUUUGAGACUGACGGAAGCGUAAGCUGGACCACCACUGAUACCAUAACUGCCCAUGUUGACUUCAGACGUAGCAGGCGCUACAUGGUAGUGAACACCAAGCUCGAGACACCAUACACAGACCGUUUUGCAAUGAAUGCUCGCCACCAGGGCCAACUGACCGAAUUCAGGUCAAGCGUCACCGCCGACUACGGUAGCAAGAGAGGUCAGGUCGUUGCUCAAUACAACAAGGAAUCUGCCACAAUCUCCCUAAUGACACCAUUCGAACGAUUUGAAUCCCUUAGCGCCAGCUACAAGAAGACCCAGAACAAUGGCUACCAUGCCGAGAUCUCCUGGGCACCAAGGAAGAAGAUCAUGGCUGAUAUCACGUACACUAUUGAUGGAACCUACUCAGCUGCUGCCGCCACUGGCACCUUUAUGAUCACCACUCCUUUCGCCCCAAUCCAGUCUCUCUCCAUUGAAUUCGAGAACCGUCACUCCCUGUUCACAUACCUGAAGAACAUCAUGAAGAUUGAGUUGAACUCUGAGACCCGUUGGGACACCAAGGCUGAGAUUCGCAUCGCAGCAGACCGUGUCAAUGUUAAGGCUACAAUGACCAUCCCCCACCCAACAACUGUCAGUGUUAAGAUGUUCAACUCCGAGAAGGAAAAGACCGCUGAUGUUGACGUUAACGUUAACGGCGUGAGAGUCUACCUGAAUGCCCUCCACAAGGAUGAGAGCAGCUAUUACCGCGUCAAGCGUGACAGCAGCAUCAAACUGGUUGUCCCAGCGCGCACAAUGGCACUCACCUCAGCCUACGACAGCAGCCGCUACCAGAGCAACCACAAGGUCGAAGUCACCCUUGACCAAGAACGGGGCAAAAAGGUCACGUAUGAGGGCACUUUUGCUGACCGAUCCCGUAGCUACCAGAAGAACUACGAAGGCACAGUCAAGCUGACUACUCCACUCCGCACCCUGAAGACCACCGUCACCCAUACCCAGUCCAGCAACAACUUCAACACCAAGACUGUGAUGAUGUGGGAUGCUGACCGUGAUCAACAGAAGAAGAUGGAGGUCGACACUGUCUAUGAGAGGAGCGGCAAGAAGCACAAUGUGGCUGUCACCCUGGUGCACCCACGUCUCGACAAGCCAAUCAGCAUCCGUGGUGAGAUUACCCUCAACAAAGACGACUUCAUGUACGCCGGCAAGACUGAGCUCCAGUACUCCUCCGACCCUAGCGAGACGCUGACCCUCUCCGGAAAGGUCAACGACGAGUCCUACGGCCGCCGUCAGAACUACUCCAUGAGGAUGCAAGUGUCCCACCCCAAGAGUCUCAUCAACAUGGACGUCACCUCACACAUUGGUAACACUGACAGCAAAAUGUCUGCUGGUAUGGAGAUGAACUACCUCACCGCUCGUAGGUCACAGGAAAACGUCCUCCUCAGAGGUGAAAUCGACAAGCUCAGGAAGUCCAUCAGUAUGAAGCUGAGAACUCCAAUGAAGAACAUCGCUGUUGACGGUGGUAUGAAGCAGAGGCGUGGCGUACUGAACAUGUACCUGACCAACACCAUGGAUACCACCCCCUACCGCCAUUUCCUUGAGAUCAACAGCCAGAUGCCAUCAUUCUCCCUCAAGACCACAUUCGCUCCAGGCAAGAUGUACUCCCUUUCCGGCACCGCUAACGCUACCACCGCCAAGAUCGAGUCAAGCCGCAUCUACGGCAGCAGGAUCACCACUGAUGGCCUCGCCUCAGUCAGCUUGAACGGCAGCAAGGUGCUUUACACUCGCCUCCACUGGACUCCUUCCCUUGCCAACGAGAUCGAAGAAUACGCCACCGAGACCUUCACCGCAACCAAGACCACUCUGACCAAGACCUGGGAAGAUGUCGUCUCUGCUCUCACCGAGGAGUGGAACCAGCACUCCAACCUUGUGAGCAACGCCAUGCCAGAUGUCGCUGCCGUGGCCAGCUACAUGAGCCAAGAAGCUGACUCAAUCAAGGUUGAUGGUGAGAGAAUCAAGAACGAGUGGAACAGCAUGUACUACAGGAACGAAUUCUUCAUGAGGAACGUUGACGAGUACAUGAACACAGUCAUGGAAUAUAUCCAGGAAAAGGCAACACUUAUCCAAUUCCAAAUGAGGCGUUUCUCAGCCGAAUGGAGCCGAUACUACCAGGCCAAGAUGGCGAUGUUCCGCCGUGUCUGGGACGAGAAGAUGGGCAAGUUGGAAGAGACCAUUGCUGCCAUCGUUCUGAAAUUCCGCCCAGCCUGGCAGAGCUACGCCUAUGCCGUCAUCCGCUCCUACCAAGAAACUACUCAGAAGCUCCGACACAAAUUCGAAGAAUCCUUGGAAAACAUGGAAGAAUACAAAGCAAUUGUUGUCAACUACUUGGAUGACAAAUUCGAUUUCAUCACAUACAAGAUGGAGCCAUACUUGGCCAAGUUUGGUAAUGUCCAAGAAUCCCUCCGAUACUACCUCCUCUCCGAUAAGCAGAAGACCUAUUUCGAUGUUACGAAGGAGCGUAUUGUCUCCUUCUUCCAGGGAGUCCGAGAGGAGUACACGCAGUGGAGGACAGCAGCAACUGCAAAAACUGAGCGCAUGAUCGUCGAGACAAAAGCCAAGAUCAUCCGCAACCUGGACCAGAUCCUUGGACACGAGUACAGCAAGAUGUUGACCGACAUGGCCCAACAAACAGUCGUCGACAUGAAGAACGCGUGGAGCGAGUACGAGAUCGAGAGCCAUCUGAAGGACCUUAUGAAGGGCGCUUACUACAAGUUAGACGACUACGCACGCAAACAGGUCAAGACCUUGGUCAAGAACUACAUGCGCAUUGGUGAGAGCCGUUUCACUGUCUUCGAGCCAGACCACGGUAGGAUUGAAGCUAAGAUCUUCCUUCCCCUCGAAGUCAAGUCACUGGAUCAGUUGCCUGAUCUCAAACUCGCCGAGAUGAAGCAGGAGAUGGAGAAACUUUAUGCCAAGUACAAGCCAAGCUCCGAGUUCAGCAUGUGGGAUGUCUACUACAAGUACAAGCCAACCUCUGACGUCAUGAACUGGAUUCCUCCUUUCAAAGCUCACGCCACCCUUGCCCAUGGCAAACACUUCACCACUUUUGAUGGACACACUUUCGAGUUUGCCGGUACCUGCAGCUACAUGUUGGCGCGUGACUUCGGCGAUGCCAACUUCACCGUCAUUGCCAACUACCAGGAGGGAAAGAUCGAGUCCUACACGAUCCACAGCAAUGGAAAGAAGAUUGAGAUCUUCCAAGAUUUCAAGCUCAUGGUAAACGACGCCAGAACUGAGAUGCCUUUCGAAUACAAGAACACCACCAUCUCACGUGACGAGACCUCCAUCACGGUCAUCAAUGCCAAGGGUUUCGUAUUCACCUUCGACACCGCCAAGGACAUCGUGACCUUGGACAUUUCGGGCUGGUACUUCGGCAAGACCGCUGGUCUCUUCGGCAUCUACGACAACGAACCAAGCAAUGACUUCAUGAUGCCUUCCCGAAAGAUCGCUGACGACGUCCAGACUUUCACACACGCUUGGGAAGUCGCCCCAUACUGCCGUGGAUCACGCAACUUGGCCAAAACCGCUGGAACCCAACCAGGCAGCGAGGUAGAGACCGUGUGUAAGAAGUACUUCGAGAGUGGCAAAUCUGUCUUCCGUCCAUGCUUCAGUGUUGUCCCAGUUGCCAGCUACUACAGGAGAUGCGUCAGUGACCUGGAACAGGACCGCACCAGUCAGCCAACCGAGUUGAAGGCAUGCAAGGUCAUCCAGACUUAUAUUGCCGAGUGCAAGAAGGCUGAAGUUGAGCUCGAAGCCCCACAGUUAUGUGCAACCUGCCAGAGCCCCCGUGGUGAAGUCAUGUACCCAACAGAAAAUGUCACAUUUACCACUGAACAAGUACCAACCACCAAAUCAGCUGAUGUCGUCUUCGUUAUUGAGGAGAAGGAAUGCAACAGGGAUGUCGCCACCAAGCUGUCUGCCCUUGCAUCUGAGAUCGAGAAAUCACUCAAACAUAAAGGUCUGAAGAACAACCGAUUCGCCGUAGUCACCUUUGGUGGACACGGUGUGCACAACGCGCCCCACGCCCACACCAUGGAGGACCAGAUCUUCAAUGAUGCCCGCAAGAUGAACCUCAUCGACCUCGACUUCCACGCAGAAGGCAGCAACACAGAUGUCCUCAGUGCAGUCAGCUUUGCCACUAAGUACAACUUCCGCGCUGGUGUCUCCAAGUCCAUCGUCCUCAUCCCAUGUUCAACCUGCGAAGACACCAAGAAGACCACAAGCGACAAGCUGUCCGCAUUACUCAAGGAGCAGGACAUUGUCCUCCAUCUGAUGAAGGAUCAUGACUUCAAACUCAUAUCAAACUCACCAAAGAGUAACUACAUCUUCGGCAUCGAUGCCAUCAGUGCCUACACCAGCAAGGACGUUAUUGAGCAGACCUUGAGAGGAGACACCGCCCUGCUCCGCCAGGUCGUCGUACCCAAGGACAUCUGCGUCAUCCUCGCCACCAAGUCCCAGGGCUCAUUCUUCAACGCCCAGAAGCUCACCACCGGACGAUACUCAUCACAGAAGUCCUUCCUAGACGUUGCUGGACGCCGCAUUGCCAUUGGAGCUGCUGUCAACCCAUGCCAGGACUGCAAGUGUGUCGUUGGUGAGAAUGGAAAUGGUAGAACUAUCUGCAAGAGCUGCCCAGUUGAGCUUGUCAAGCUUACACCAGCCAAACAACAUCUUCUCGGACAUAUGGGUGAAAACCCAGAAGUCGGCCCACUGGCCACACCACCAACCAUGGAGUUCGAUGAAGCCCCACUCAGCGGUGCCCAGACCUCUGUCAGGAUCUUAGGCCAGAGACGCCCAGUCAGCUACAGAACAAGGCAGUAGGAAACCGACAAGGAGACGUAGUGUGAACAAACUUAAUCACGAUCUGUAACUUACCAAAAUGAACAAUGAACAACAAUGCAACUCAACGUGUACUCGGACAAUGCAAAUGAAACAGAAAAAAACACUCUUUUAGAUUGAUAAUCGGAACAAGAUCAGAAUAUAAUUUGAAUGAACAUCUUUGUGAUCUCCUGUUGUAUUUAUUACACCGACUUUGUAACAUGCGGUAAACUCCACUAUGUUAGCCUGCCUCCUGUUAACGCUGUUAAUUUCUUCUUCACUCAGUAGUGGGCUGCACGAAUACCGGCAAUGGUGUUCAUCGGUGUGACGACAAUGGCCACUGAUAGUUGAAAUUAAUAUUGUGUCCAAUUGAUGUUAGCUGAAUAUUCAUGGCCGCUAAUAUACUGGGGUAUACUUGUACAGUAACUGUAAUUUUUAAGAUUAUUUAUUAAAUCAUAUAAGCAUA
Molecule: messenger RNA, 21297 nt
Organism: Lineus longissimus
Lineage: Eukaryota; Metazoa; Nemertea; Pilidiophora; Heteronemertea; Lineidae
Exons: 23
Coding region: 81-20834 (6917 amino acids)
Biological process (GO): lipid transport
Molecular function (GO): lipid carrier activity
Source: RefSeq, a predicted model, not a curated record